UAAAAAUUUUUAAUGUAUAAUCAGACGCACUUUUGUUGUUACGCGCUCAAAGGAAAGAUCGGGAAAAAGUUGUUUGUCGUAUAUUGGGUUCAGUCUCGGGUAUUUUGUUCCUAAAAAUUGCCAAAAUGAGUUUGGUUAAGCGUAAAAAAAUGGAGAGUAAGAAGAAGGGUAAGGGCAGUUCAAUAUUGAACAGCACCUGUUAUGAGAAAGUAUUCAAAGAAUCCAUUGAAAAUCCCGAAUCAUUUUGGGCAACCGUUGGUACCCUAGUCAGCUGGUCUAAACCAUGGAAAAAAGUAUUGGAUAACACCAGAGAACCGUUUACAAAAUGGUAUGUUGGAGGUGAAAUAAAUGCUUGCUACAACGCAAUUGACCGACACAUUGAAGCUGGAUUGGGCUCCAAAGUUGCAUUGAUCUACGAUAGUCCUGUCACAGGAGUUUCCAGAAAAAUAACUUACUCUGAACUGCUCGAAAAGGUGUCUAAGCUAGCAGGCUUACUAGCAAGAUAUGGCGUGGAACGUGGAGACAGAGUUCUGAUUUAUAUGCCCUUAAUUCCAGAAACUGUGGUAGCUAUGUUAGCCGUAGCUAGACUUGGUGCUGUCCAUUCUGUCGUUUUUGGAGGGUUUGCUGCAAAUGAAUUAAGUACAAGAAUCGACCAUGCGGAGCCCAAAGUGAUUAUAGCUGCCAGUUGUGGAGUUGAGCCCAAUAAAGUUCUGAAUUACAUAACCGAACUAAAUCACGCCAUUAACAUAUCGGUCCAUAAACCGAGCAAAUGUGUGGUGUUCCAACGUAAAGGCAUUUUGAUCGCCGAACUGGAUCCCGAAAGAGAUAUGGACUGGGAGGAAGCGGUAAAAAACGUCGAGAGUGUUCCAUGUGUCCCCGUGGAAGCAAACGAUCCACUUUAUAUCCUGUAUACCUCUGGAACUACUGGUGAACCAAAAGGUGUUCAACGUCCUGUGGGUGGUCAUCUUGUAGCUCUAGCCUUCACGAUGAAAGCUCUAUACAAUAUGGGGCCUAAUGACGUAUGGUGGGCUACCAGUGAUUUCGGAUGGGUGGUGGGACACUCCUAUAUGUGCUAUGGGCCACUAGUGCAUGGUAUUACUAGUGUUAUCUAUGAGGGAAAACCUAGCACUACUCCUGAUGCUAGUUCUUAUUACAGAAUAAUCAACGACUACAAAGUGAAUGCCAUGUUCACAGUUCCAACAGCGCUCAGACUCCUCAGAGAAGUAGACCCAGAAGCAAAAUUCGGAGCAGAAUUCGACAUUUCAAGUCUAAAACACGUGUGGGUAGCAGGAGAGCACAUGGACUCGUCCACAAAACUAUGGGCAGAAAAAAUCUUUAAUGUCCCAAUAACGAACCACUGGUGGCAAACGGAAACUGGAACGGCAAUCUCUGGAACAUGUGCCGGACUAACAAAUCCUUGUCAAGAUAGCACCUUAACGACUGGAUUGCCAUUUCCAGGAUAUAAUGUUCAAGUCAUUUCAAAAGAUGGACGGCUAACAGAUAAAAACGAGCUUGGAAGAAUAGUUAUUAAGCUUCCAUUGCCACCUGGGGCUUUAACCACGCUUCUUAAAGCAGACGACAGGUUUUAUAAAACAUAUUUUACAAAAUAUUCAGGUUUCUAUGACACAAUGGACGCAGGUUAUUUAGACGAGAAUGGUCUACUAUAUGUCACAGCCAGAGCUGAUGACAUCAUCAACGUAGCUGGACACAGACUAUCCACCAUAGCUAUUGAAAAUAUAAUAUUGUCACAUCCAGACAUUUGUAACGCUUGUGUCGUUUCUGUGCCAGAUAAAAUAAAAAACGAGGUGCCACUGGGUCUUUUUGUAAUGAAAGAAGAUGCUAACUUAAAUGAAUACUUGAUAGCCCAAGAGCUGGUGAUUAUGGUAAGAGAGUAUUUGGGUCCUGUAGCAUCUUUUAGGCUCGCCAUAGGGGUUAAGGCCCUACCGACUACCAGAUCUGGAAAAAUUUGCAGAAAAUCCAUUGCGGAUUUGGCCAGAAAUAAGUUGAAAAAGAUAUCCAGUACAGUUGUGGACCCCACUGUAUACAAAGAAAUCGAGGAAUCUUUAAGGAAAUUGGGUUACUGUUCCUAAAUUGGAAGAACAUUUGUGGUUUCUCUUAUAUACUAUAAGAUGCAUGAAAGGUUUUGUAAUGUAAUUACUGUUUAAAAGGAUUCAUUAAAAUAAAUAUUAUUGUGAUCAA
Anthonomus grandis grandis is the source of this 2199-nucleotide messenger RNA. RefSeq names its product acyl-CoA synthetase short-chain family member 3, mitochondrial-like. The record is from RefSeq and is a predicted model, not a curated record. Bases 126 to 2090 code for a protein of 654 amino acids. The transcript has 12 exons. NCBI's taxonomy places the organism in Eukaryota, Metazoa, Arthropoda, Insecta, Coleoptera, Curculionidae.